ACUUAGGAAGCCAAGGCAUCUAGGAAGUGUGAGGGUUGAGUUUCGGCUGAGUUUGCGUGAAUGCUAAUAGGGAUGAUGGGACGGUGAGGGUGUAAGUGAUGUGCCGGCUGUUACACUGAACUUUGGCUGUAAAGUUCACUUCUUGUUACAUUAUCAUGGGAGCCUGAAGAAGGAUGGAGCAGAGGGACACAUUGUUACACCUGUUCGCCGGAGGGUGUGGAGGCACAGUUGGUGCCAUUGUUACCUGCCCACUUGAGGUGAUUAAGACAAGGCUGCAGUCUUCAGGUGUGUCAUUUCGUGCCUUCUAUGUGCCUCAAGUGCAUCUUGGCACUAUCAAUGGUGGAAGUGUGGUCAGGCCAACAGCAGUGUCUCCAGGACUCCUCCAGGUUUUAAAGUCCAUCUUGGAAAAGGAAGGUCCAAGGUCGCUGUUUAGAGGACUGGGUCCAAACCUGGUUGGAGUUGCUCCAUCAAGGGCUAUUUACUUUGCAUUUUAUUCCAAAGCAAAGGAGCUAUUCAACGACACAUUUGUACCAAACAGUUAUCCUGUUCAUAUGUGUUCUGCAGGGUUUGCAGCCUUUAUCACCAACUCUCUGAUGAACCCUAUCUGGAUGGUCAAAACCCGAAUGCAGUUGGAAAAAAGUGCAAGAGGUACAAAACAAAUGAAUGCGAUCCAGUGUGCUAAACAUGUAUACAAGACAGAAGGCAUCCGAGGAUUUUAUAGAGGUCUAACAGCCUCGUAUGCUGGAAUUUCUGAAACUAUGAUCUGCUUUGUUAUUUAUGAGACUCUGAAGAAGCACCUAGCUGGUCUGAGGUUGUCUUCAUCUUCUGGUCCUGUGCACGAAAAAGCUACUACUGACUUUAUAGCACUGAUGUUCGCUGCUGCAAUUUCAAAGGGCUGUGCUUCCUGUAUUGCAUAUCCACAUGAGGUUAUAAGGACAAGACUAAGAGAAGAAGGAAGCAAGUACAGAUAUUUUUUCCAAACGGCACGUUUAGUGGCUAAAGAAGAAGGUUAUCUUGCUUUCUACAGAGGGCUGCUACCUCAACUUAUCCGUCAGAUUCCAAAUACAGCAAUUGUGUUGUCUACAUAUGAGGUCAUUGUUUAUCUGCUUGGUAGUCGUUCCAAAUAAAGGACUGUGGAACGGACAAGU
Protopterus annectens (West African lungfish) is the source of this 1148-nucleotide messenger RNA. Its product is annotated as solute carrier family 25 member 33-like. Gene Ontology annotation, molecular function: pyrimidine nucleotide transmembrane transporter activity. Lineage: Eukaryota; Metazoa; Chordata; Ceratodontiformes; Protopteridae. The coding region runs from base 174 to 1127 and encodes 317 amino acids. The record is from RefSeq and is a predicted model, not a curated record. Gene Ontology annotation, biological process: pyrimidine nucleotide import into mitochondrion; mitochondrial transport. The transcript has a single exon. Gene Ontology annotation, cellular component: mitochondrial membrane; mitochondrion.